GUUGGACGCGAUUUUCACAUGCAAAUGCCCAGGCCCGUUCCGCUGACGUCCCGCGUUCGUCCCCUUCUGCCAUCCGUCAAACACUCGUUCCUAUUCCCCUUAGGCAUAUAAUAUCGCCUCGCUUGCUUCUGCGAAAGGCCCGAACCCUUGGAGUACCUCGGAUGCAAGCCGUCGUCAGUCACACGCAGCAGGUGAAGAUAGGUGGUGCCCUCAGUUCAGCCGCAUCUUCGUUAGCGGACCCUGAGUCCCCCACGCGUUCCAAGUUUGGUCAUACUAUGCCUGGCCUGAAUACCCUAGGACAAGGCAUGUUACAAUCUGGCUCCGGACACCCGAGAGUCGCGUUAAAUGCUCUCAUCGUACAUGAUCUACUGUAUUCUCCGGGCCUCAUCUGGGCUGAUAAAACAUCGUGUAUCAUCGACCUUUCUGUGGAAUCACAGUUGUUCCGCAAGCUGCCCCUUGUUCGCCGCCCUGAAGGUUUCGGAAAAACCUCCUUUUUGUCUAUGCUAGAGUUUUUCUAUGACUGCAAGCAUUUCGCAAAGCCCAUCUCCAACGUGGUACUCAAGUGUACACGCGUCUCUGAUGUUGAUACGAACGCGCCGCUUAUGGUCGUGGCGCAUCGUGAUUUAGUCUUGACUUUUGAUCUGUCGGUGCCUUCAGUGGAAGAUUUUCACCAUUCACUUGGUUUUUACAUCAACUCCGUGUUAAGAAAGUUCUUAUGGAAAUACCAGCAGGAGCUUAUGAUCAAGCCUGAAGACAUUCCCAUAUUUCUUAGCGAGGAUUGGAGCCUUUCAUUUGGUGGCGUUCUGGAUCUCGCUCGCCAACAAUCGUGGCGCAUCUCUAUCCUCAUCGACAACUACAACGCACCAUCCAUCGCUUCUGGAAACUCGUCCGAGGUCAACUUAUGUCUAAACCAAAUAAUCAUUUCGCCCCUUUCCAAGUCUUUGCCUUAUGUCCAAGGGCUCAUCGUAGGCACUGGUGAUGCACCGGAUCCUCUUAUCAAUCCCUACUAUCGCAACGGCAGAUGUGAUGUUUGGACUGCGGUGGCUGUUGAUAUGACCGACGAGGACAUGGUGGAAGCCACAUUUGGUUUCACCCUCGAGGAGAUCCACGAACUCGAACGUCGUCUGAAUGUUCACUCGGUUGAGGUGGAGCUGGUGCCGCAUCGGUUUGGUAACCAAAAGGUGUACUCCAUGACACAUGUGUUGAACAAAAUUAGCAAAUAACUUGGAGGUUCGGACAUAGACUUGGAUAUAACCGCCCCUCUUGGGAAUUUAGCAAUUCAGACCCCUUCUUCUCCCACUGGUCCGUAGAUUACGCUUGUGUAGUACUAUAGUCAUGUUUUUCUGACAUUGUAUUUGUAGGAAGUCCAAUGUGAUCGAGUACACGUAAGUGGUUUCACCCGACAACCACCAUG
This is a messenger RNA of Desarmillaria tabescens, 1414 nucleotides long. RefSeq lists its product as uncharacterized. The coding region runs from base 162 to 1223 and encodes 353 amino acids. The transcript has 3 exons. The record is from RefSeq and is a predicted model, not a curated record. NCBI's taxonomy places the organism in Eukaryota, Fungi, Basidiomycota, Agaricomycetes, Agaricales, Physalacriaceae.